AUGUAUGCUGCUGCCGUGGACCUGGCAGCAUCGCCAGAGCUCAUUCUUCAAGAGAGCAGCUUAUCCCAGCAGCAGCUGAUGUUUUUCUUGCUAACGGGCGCGGUGGUGCUUCUGUCUGGCCUGUGCCAGUUCAUGUGGUACGGCCAUGGUCAGGCCGGAGGGCGGACUGCCCAGAACGAGGCAGUCUCUCUUCGCCAGGCCUGUGUUUCAGACUCGGACUGUCAGAGUGGCGGACAGCUACAGGACCCACAGGAACUAGGUCCAGGCUCUUCGCGCCGUCGAUGGAAGAAGAGUCAGGGUGGCUCGAGCCGGCCCGGGGCAGAGAACAGGGAUUCCCGAAAAGCAUUGCGGGAGUGCAUGGGUCUUGGGGAGUUACAGGCGUUCGAGGGGGCGCCGGAGGAGGCGCCGGAGAGGGCGCCAGAGGGGGCGCCAAGGGCGCCCGAUGUUCCCAUGCCUUUCCAGAAGCGCGAGGUGAAAUUUGGCCAUCUUGGCCAUCGCUCAGAUGUGCCAAGCACGCCACAAUCCCUGCAUCCUCCGCCCGAACGAGGGCAGCGCCACGCUGAACCGGAGCCGUGUGCAUGGCCGAUGCCUUUUCGUGACGAGUACCCACAAACUCAGAGCUCGGGAGGCCAAGAAGUUCAACCAGGGAUCUUCUGGGCCAAGCGGCGGCUGGCAGCCAGCUCGGAUGCGCAGCUCCUCCCGGACCUAUCUCAGGAUGAACACGUGGACUUCGUGCAGGGCUUUGCUCCCUUGGCCUGGGACCCCAUGGGACUAAAUGAGAAUGCUCCCAAUGCCCCGAAGCCCGCGUGGUGGGGCUCCCUGCGCCUCGCAGCCCUCUUUUCGGUGCCAAUGCCUCUGACUCCGCGCCCUCCUCCUGGACUUCCGCCGCCUCCGCCACCUCUAGCGCAUUUUGCAACCUCAGCGGACGACAACGUCCGGCCGCGCCUGAUGCGGCACUUGCGAGAAAGCCUGCGUGAAAGUAGCAUCCCAUCGGAGUUGAGCGAAAGCAACCCGCUGGUAAUCCCCAGCAUCGGGAGUUUUGGACAUCCUGACAUGUGCUACCGGCCGUGCUUGUACCUGGAGAAGGGGUGCUGCAAGCGUGACGCCUUCUGCACGCACUGUCACUUCGACCAUGAGAAGACACACAAGCUCGCCAAGAAUCACAAGAAGUUCGUUGAGACUCAGUUGGACGAGGUGUCUGUGCUCGCAGGGCUCUUGCCCUACAUCCAUGCCAAGGCCAUCGAACGUGGCCUGCAGCGGGAGGUGGGCAACUUGUGCGCUCUGAUCCAGCGCAGAGUGGAGCUCCUCAGCAUGUUCCUUGCACGCCGCCGGUUGAGCGUGCGGCAGCUUCCGGCAGAGCUGGCGCGCUCGAUGCAUCGGCUGUCCUUGCACACGCUGCUCGGCAUCCUCGUGCGACGAACAGAUUUCGAGCCCGAGUUCCGGGAGGUAGACUUGCUGCACCGCGAGUAUAAGCUGGCUCUGCGUGAGCGUUGCCGUCUGGAAAAGGAGCUGAGAGCCACAAGGUAUGCAGAGAUUCUCGGGCUGAAGACAACGCCAGAGUGUCGAGACGGCCAGCACAGUCCUGUCGCCCUUUUGCGGUUCAACUGCUUAAAGCUGCCAGUCACCAGUACUGGUUGGUGGAGUGCAUGUGCCGGCACAGCUGGCUUGUCGGAGACAGGUGCCUACAUGACCAUCCUCGGAGUCCAUAACAAGCGGCAGGACUGGCCUAACGCCCUGGCGACCCUCCGCGACAUGAUGAGCCGAGGUGUCUCGGUUGACAGCCUGGCGCUGAACGUCACGCUGUCCACAGGGGUGGCCGCGGACAAGGUGGACGAAGUCCUGAAUCUCCUGACUGAGGCGGAGCGGAUGAAGCCACCGGUCGCGGACGUGGUCUCCUACAACACCCUCAUCAAGGCAUUCACGCAGCGGGCCAACUAUGAUUCUGCGUGCGAGGUCUUGGAGAGGAUGAAAGCCCACCGCAUCAAUCCCAAUGCCAUCAGCUUCAACACCGUCAUGGAUGCUGCUGUACGUGCCGGGCGGCCAGAAGAAGCAUGGGUCCGCCAGCAGGAGAUGCGGAAGCAUGGAUACAAGCCAGACAAGUUCACCUGCUCGAUCCUGGUAAAGGCAUUUUGCAAAGCUGGGGUCUGCACCAAAGAGGAGACCGUGGGCCGAGCCAUCGCCCUGCUCGACGAGGCUGAUGAUUGUCUGGAUGCGAACUUGAAGGCAACUUUGUACAACAAUGUGCUCGAGGCAGCCACGAAGGCCGACCAAAGCGGCUCUGCGCUGAAGGUCAUGCAGCAGAUGCGACUCCGGCGGUUCUCGCGCCUCUGCCAAGUGGGCGGUGUGGCAGUGGCCGGAUACUGGUUGUACGACAUCGGCACCCGCGAGUGGUCUGUGCGCCACACUUGGUCCACGGCACUGUAUUUCAGCUCCUGGUUCCUGGCGACCUACGGUCGACAGCAGCUCUUCCGCCUCUGCCGCGAGGCCGAGAGGGGAGACGAGGUGCAGCGCAGCCUCCUCACGAAGAUUCUCCAGCGGCACCAGGAUUGCGGGGAGACGCGCCACCUGCAAGGAGUUGCGACUUACGACGUCUUUCGGAGCCAUCCUGUCACCUGUCGCAGCGACUACGCCCCAGGUGGUCGCUACGAAAGAAGAGAGCAGGGCGAUAUUGAGGAGGUGAGGCGGAUCUUCCUCCAAAGGGGCGUGCUGACUUCCUUCGCGGUGCUUGCGGGCUUUUUCCCCGAGUCGUUAGAUGAGCUGCAGCGCGUGGCCGUGCUAACCUCGGUGCAAGAUGCUCUCCGCCUGCUGCCGACCAUCUUGGCUUCCAGGGUCCAGAAGCUGUCGUUCGUCCUGGCCAGCCCUCUGGAGGCCUACGGUCUGAGUGAGGCAGACAGGCUCUACGCCCAUGCGCUCUUCGCCCUGAAGGACGCUGCACUCGGCAUCAUCCUCGCGAGCUCCGCAACGGGCGUCUCGAAGCUGCUGCAGGCUGCAAGAGACCACCGCCGGCACCUUGUGCAGGACAUGCGCAAUGGGCACCUCUGGGACCGGCAGCUGCCAGAGGCGGCGCCGCAGCCGGAGCUCCGCGCCGCGCUGGACGCCGCGCUUUCUGGCCCAGAUGGACGUCGGUCCCGAGAGGUGGACAGGAUGUUCAAGACGCGGGCAGUAGCAUCCGACCUGUGGCCGCGUCUGAAGGUGGUUGUCAUCACUGGCGAGACCUCUGCCGAUGAAGCCUUAAAGGAGAGCGUUGGUGAGGUUCCCGUCUAUGGCCCGCUGUACACUGCCGAUGAUGAGGGGUUCCUCCUUGGAGUGAACCUGUUCCCCGAGCUGCCAUUCGGCGCGUGGACCUACGUCUUGGAUCCCGGCAGCAUGUUCUUCGAGCUGGCCCCUCCGGACUCUGAUUGCCAUGAUGUGCCGGCUGACGUGGUCAUCCCAGCAUGGGAGGCUGUUGUGGGCCAAAGAUAUGACCUUCUCGUCACCAGUCACUGCGGUCUCUGCCGCUGUCGACUCGGAGACACGGUCCAGGUUCACGCAAUGUUUGGCAAAAUGCCCGUCGUCUCGGUCACAAAAGCUUCGCCCGCGCCAGAGGGAGAGGGAGAGGGAGAGGGCGCCGGGGCGGCUCCGCUUCGGGGGGUCUGUAGAGUGACGCUGCGACUGUGA
Symbiodinium natans is the source of this 3657-nucleotide messenger RNA. NCBI's taxonomy places the organism in Eukaryota, Dinophyceae, Suessiales, Symbiodiniaceae. The record is from the annotation of a GenBank genome assembly.